AUGUUCGUCGUGUGCUCCACAGAAAAGCGGAGCAGGGACGGUGACUUGUGCGUGAGUUAGUUUAUAGUGAUGAUAGGCUUGUACACCAUCUACCGCGCUCUCUCUUCCCCACUUCCCAUCUGGACCCGGUGUCAAAACAGAGUCAAGAAGGCCGGAGGUGGGGGGAGGGCACAGGCGGUGACACAACCAAAGCCCCACCUAGGCGUGCCACCACACCCCCUGGUACACACAACAAAUGACAAGGAUUUUUUGCCAACAACAAUAACAGCACCCCAACAGUCGGCCAGAACGACGAAUUUAACUAGACAGCCAUGCCCAGCAUCUACGGAAGUAACGGGGACGCAGGCGUAUCUACCGGCAGGAAACCAGAUGUCAGGGAACCGUCAGCGCAUACCAGACUGCGAUGGCCGUGGUUUGCUGAUACUGUCAUAUCUUUUUAAAUAUUUGACGCAGUCUUACACUCGCCGACAGUUUGGCCGUCGCUGCCGACGGUGUCCGCCGUGUGCUCCACAGCGGGGUGAGAGAGCAAGGACGGUGACUGGCGCGUAAGCUGGUCUAUAAUGAUAGUAGACCUUCGCAGCAUCUACCGUACUCUCCCCCCCCCCUCCCACCCGAUAUCAAGACAGAGUAAAGACAACUGGAGAUGGGAGAGGACGCUAAGCAUACUACCGCACCUCCUGGUCCACAACAAACACUUUAGCAGGAUUUUACACACAAUAAGAGGAGAGGGGACGACUCGUAUCUACACGUGUGCUGGGCCCCCAACCUAUUCUUAAACACUCCAAACUGUGUCAUUGGCCGUCUGACAAGUCCUUUUAUGCUAUAUGGCCAGUACGUCCCGCGCGGUUCGAAAAGCUACCAUUCAUGGCAAGUUAAAAGACCAAAUCUGGACAAUUGGAGGUCAGUUGCAUUCGGUAAUGCGACUGGGGAGAAUUUUUUACGAUUUACGCUCCAGGUGUUAAAUAAUAUCACGUUUUUGGGUAAACAGCCAACUUCAUUUGAAUAUCAAAAAAAACAUGACAGAUAUAAUGACAGACUGUAUGGUAGUUUAUACUGAGUGGGAAUCCUUGUCAGGCAAAUUGCCAAGUUUUUUGAGAUCUUUGUCACUUUUAAGAAAGUUUGAUUCUGAGGUAGCGAUGACUUAAAACUUCAUACAAAACUGCCAAAGUAGAGUCUUGUGUGAGCAGACCUAAUGCAGCCCUUUAGUCCUUUGUGAGGAAUAAUCAGUUUUCUAUAGGCCAGGAUGGGGGAAUGACAAACGGUAACAGUAGCGUGUAGGACCCUACAUAGCCGGCAACACCAAGAUAUACACUAACACUCAGUGUGACUGUGAACAUAACUCAUUAUUCACAGUUCCCAUUGGUUGAAAUUUCCCUGCCUUCCUGACUAAACGUAAACUUACCAAUGGCGAUUUAUUCAAAGUCCGUUUUUUUUGAAAAUUUGCUUUUGGUUUGCCUUUUAAAAAUCGCGCCCACUUGCUUUGCCAAACGACAGCGUACGAUAGGACUUUCGGCAGAAAUUUGUUUAUUUUCUGCGUCUUCUCGCCCGCCGUCCUGCGUGUUGCCCACCCGUAAAACCCUCUCCACCAACACUCGACCUAUGUCGCGGUCCACAGGUUAGCUCAAGUUAGAUGGGGUCCUACACCCUACCAUUGCUUGAUAAACUCUUGAGAGCAUGCUUGAUUUUUAUUAUAAGAAAAGAGUCAGAGAGUUAAGGAAUUAAGGUAUAAAAAUUAACUUCCGGCCAGUCACAUGGCCGAUCUGUCCUAUGGAAGGAACAUAGGAUACUGUGCUAUGUCCAAAAGCCAUGAAAAGAAACGGCAGGAGAUCAUUUGGGGAUCAAAGCAUGUCCUGUUUAAAAGGUACGUGCAGACAUCGAAAAUCCAGUAGUCAUUAGUCUUGAUGUCUCCCUCAGUGGUAACAGUAAACGGCGGCAAACUAAAGUUGGAAAUUUGAUUCACGGUUGGCAGGCGUCUAAAGUCAUGUGCCGGUGUUAUCAACCUAUCUAUAGUAAUUGCAGAACGGAGUAAAAACUUCUUCUUUCUGCCUUUCUGGUGGUUGGUCAUUCGUCAUUAUUCGGUCAGCAGAAGGAGAUGUGGACCCAGAGCGUCCAGGCAAAAUAGAAACGAGCAAGUCUAUCUUCUAAUCAACGCACUACACUUCCGCAUGACCCCGGAGUUUUCCUGAACUCCACCAUGGGUCCGACCCAACUGGCGAGUCGAUUAACUCCAGUGUUUUCAGUGAUGAAAGAGCUCGACUUCGAGCACCAAGGGGUAGUCCGUUGAUAGCAAGGAGGCCGAAAAUAACCAUUUCAGUGGCACAGUGUUUGAUAACUUGAAAACUAAAGUCAAGGAGCAGUGGACGCUUGGCCAUCAUGUACUCUAACUGCUCAUAUACGUAAACGUUUUUAUAAGCGAUCGAUGUUCUUUCUUCAAGUAUAAAAUUUGAAGAAGAGGUAAUUUGAUACCAAUCAAGCACAAGAAGGAAUGUUUUUGCGCAUGUUUUCUAUAGAAUAUAUAUGAGUUAUUAAAGGCACCGGGAAUCAAUGGCAAAAAAUUAUGCUACUUAAAUACUAAUCAUAUAUCAUGUGUGGUCUUUGCAGGUGGUCACUAUUAUACCCCACCUACAGUAGGUGGGCUAACUCAUGAAAUGUCAACCGAAAUGCGUUUUCGUUUCGAAAAGAUUAAUUAAGCAGGGUUAUAAACUAGUCCGCCUGCAACAUAAUUCUAAAAUAUGUCAAUUACCCCAGGGUGUCGGCUUUUGAAUGAACUUCUUACCGGAUCCAUGCAAAAGCUACACUCUGCAAAAAAAUGAGUACUUAAGUAGCACGAAUUUUUCUCAUUGAUUUUCAGUGCUCCUAAAUGUCCAAUUUUAUUUCAUGGAAAACAUGUAUGAAAAUAUUCAGUCCUUUGGUCUUUCGGUAGAUCAUUACGUCUUCUUCCAAGUUGAUACUCGACGGAAUUAUAUAAUUCGAUUUUCAAAUAUUUUUCCGAUUAUCGAAUAAUUUUGAACCUGUUUUACCGUUACACUUGGAUGUAAGGCUUCGAAACUACAGGCCGUCUAUUUUCCGCAUACGGAAAACCACACAUUUCUCUACGGCAAAAAGGAGGACCAUAUGGGGUUUAUAAAAUUAAGCAGUGGAUUUGAUCCAUAUUAUUAACUUUACAAGCCACACUGGUAACUACACAGAUAUGACGAUUUAUGAACGGCCAUUUCACGGUAUUUAAAAGUCCCAAAAUUAGAACUUCUUAAAAGCGAAUUAUGUCCCUCUUAGAGUAUAAAAUUAGAAGAAGACAUAGAUAUCUGACGAAUGAGCGAAAUAAUGAAAAUUUUUAUGCAUGUUUUCCAGGAAAUAUAAUUGGACAUUUAGGGGCAUCGAAAAUCAACAAGAAUAAUGCAUGCUACAUAAGUAGUCAUGUUAUAUAGAAUGUUGUUUUUGCAUGCGGCCGAAAUGCAGUUCAUUCAAAAGUCAGCAUCCUGAGGUAACUGAAGUAUUUUAGAACUAUGUUGCAGGCUGACUAAUUUUACAAACCUACUUAAUUAGCCUUUUCAAAACGAAAACGCUUUUCUUAAUUUCGGUUGACACUUUAUGAGUUAGCCCACCUACUGUAAGUUGUCCUUUAUACUCAAAAACGAAUUUCGCAUUUGCAUUUAACGUUUAAUGAGAUGGACCAGCUACAACAUCAACAGCCGGAAGAGUAGAUCUGCGACUAUACGUUGCGUGAAGAUAAAUGGUUGCAGAAGAUGCCGCCGACUCGCGAAUAUCUUUAUUCAUGAGCGCCCCCGGUCUUGACUCUAUCUUGAUAUCGCGUCCAGCUGAGGAGUACUUAAGUUCUUCUCUCAGCGAUCGUGUCUCCUUCUUCAAGCAACUCAGACACGUUGAAGUAGCACUACCAUAAUCUUGCUACUUCUAACCCAGGAGAGAUGGCUUACUCAAGCCCGUUCGGAUAGCCGCGGGUCUUCGAUUUAUGGCGUUAUAGGAUUGCUGCCCGUAUCGAUGACGCUCACAUUCGGCUUGUAUAGCUUUCCAUCCGACAGGAUUCCUUUCAGUUGCUCAUCCCUCCCUUUCCUACGUUCUCCUUCUUUUUGCGUCAGCCUGCUGAUUACCGUUCGACUUCGCAUUCAUGCGACAUAUCAUAGAGUACGACCUUACCGCUUCUACAGAGCACGAGUGUUCCGCUGUCCCUUUACCCGAGAGACCAAUUAGGGAUUUCCUCGUAAUCCCGUACGAAAGGGCAGCCAGAGCGCAGACGGGACGUCUCCCUUUCAAACGCACCGGCUGCCUGCCUGCCUCCUGUCCCCCUCCCCCUUACGAACACCCGGAUGUAUUUCCUCAUAGGUAUUGGGCUGCAAACAAGGGCGCGUUGUAAACGUAACCACUCCCGGUAGGCGUUACGUUUUUGCACUACCGCGUUAACGAACUAUGACCCUCGCGUUCCCUCAGCGGUGGUCUUUAUCGGUGCGUAUUUCACUUACCACACCGCGCUCAUUCCGGGUUCCGACUGAAACACCAUGGUAUUCCCUACGCUUAACGCCUACGCCCAGCGGUUAACCCUCCGUCCUUACAGUCAUCGCCGGCUGCAGUUUAGUAAGUCAGCGAUCGCUUGCGGAGACCGCCAUCUGUCCUCUCCCGCGCUUCCGCGGAGUUGCUUUCUUAUCUCCACAACGGCUGCAUCUUCAGUCUGCAUAACUCAGUAUACAGAGCUUACCUGAAGGCAUGCCCGUCUGUGUGCUGAUGCAAUGUUUGCAAUAGCAUCGGUUUUCGACAUCGACAUACUAACCGACAAGUCAGCAGUCCCUUUUGUUGCAGAUACUGCACUAGGUCAGGGGACCAGAUAACCUCCUAAAUCCGCGUGUAAUCCGUCGGCUUAUUCAUUUGCGGAACUGCUUUCCGUCGUCUUUUGAGAGACUGGGAUCUGCAAGCAGGACAAAGUGGGAAUUUAUUCACAGAGUGCUGAAUGCUCUGUAAAUUGCAUAAUCCCCCCCCUUAGCGUCCUGCACACUACUACAACUUUGUUUUGAUACACACAUGCGACCCCAGUGGUAAUCUACUGUUCCUUUCGGAUUUUCCAUUCCGAACUUCCCUACCUUUCGCCUUUAAGUCGUACCAUGACUGCGUUGUACCGCUCUGCGUGUCGCUUCCUGCGUGCUGUGUCCUCGCAUUCAGUAGGUUGGCCGGAGUUUUCGCGCACACACCACGGAAUGACCUUCAGUUAGACCGCCUUCCUGCCAUUGGUUGUUCGCCUCCAAUUACGAUUCCUUCCAAUCAACCGCCAGUAUGCACUUAUUCCGAAAAUCGUACUACAUAUGCCGGGUUUAUUAUGCACCUUUCUCACUUAUUUCACCUUAAAUAAACUAGCCUAAGACUUUACCAUGAUCGUUGGUUCUGCGCCUACCUAUUACAGCCACUCCCGCCCGCAUGCGAUUGCCCCACUCGUAUACCCCUAUUCCCACCGGUACCGUAAGACAGGCAACUGGGGGGUUUCCCUACCGAGACGACUACCAACCGCGACCAGCGGCCUUGAUGGGAUUUGAGCCCGCCACAGUUAGGGAAUUGCUUGAGCACAGCCAAAACUCUAAGCACCUGAACUACGAGUUUUUUACAUAUGUAUCAAAUGAAUAACUCAAAUCUACUAAAAAACACGUAUGACAAACUGCAUGGUUUUGCAGUCGAUCAGUAAGGAAGGUGGGGGAAGGGAAGGAAUAGUGUCGGUGACCAAACUGAAUCCGCGGUCUUGUUCGCAGUGGUCAUACUGCCUGGCAACGAUGAGCGUCCUUAGUUAGUAAUUAAGUUACCUCAUUUGGUCGCGUGGGCAAAGCACGUCAUAGCAGAGUGGGGGGAGGGUCGAUUAUCGUGUCUGGUUGUGCAGUUGAUGUCAGACGCUCAGACCUCCAGCAGAUCUCUCCCGGUCAUAUUGGCGACCUGCACCGUUAUUCGCGUACUCGCGUAAUUCCUCGACAUGGCUGCCCCUUCCAGGAUAUGGGCCAAAGAGGACGAUGGCUCAGUUCACGAAUAGUCAAGUCUUACAGCAUAAAGUCGCUGCUCAUGUGCCGGAACUCCUCAAAUACUUGCUUCCAUUCGUAAUGUAUCAACUCUGACCUGCUGAUAGACCCACAGCAAACCAUGUGCAAAUUUGAUGCCAAAACUUGCUUGACUUUCAGACAGCAUAAAUUGCACUUAGUUCACCGCUCAUCCAGUCUGGCAGCUAUGCCUCCUCCUCCUCCUCCUCCUCCUCCUCCUCCUCCUCCUCCUCCUCCUCAACCUACCCUCAUAAUCGGUUUUUCAUACCAGUACUCGGACGGGUCUACCAGUAAGUAACGCGCACUCGUCAGGUGCCGUGCAGCAUGCAAGUUCGGCCUGAUGGCAUCUCACACUUCUAACCGGGAGAAAUUCUCAGUGCCUUCGUUGCUGGAUGUGCAGGUCCACUAGCAGCAAACUGACUUUAUGCCUGGCAAUUGUGCUUCCAGGACUGCUUUGAAGAGGCUGUCUGACGGUCAGAUUCUCGGUUUACCAACACUCCCUUGUCGAGUCGCGCGAAUAAGUCACCUUACUGGCGUCUGCAGGUGAAUUGCUUGGUCACAUUUGUUUUGAGGACCACAGAAAAUGAUAAAAAAAACCAGCAAGAUCUUAUUUCGUAGCCGUACCUGCUAUUGGUUAGGGGCUGGGGUUAGGAUGGAGGCAAGAGGGUGACUUGCAUCUGGCGCACUCUCACCUACCUCAUCCACUUGAACUCUGUAGUGGGACAGAGGCCGGAGGCAGGGUCGGGCGCAGUGACUGACAAAGCCAAACACGGUCCGUCUACGCGUGCCACACACAACCCGGUACGCGCACAAAGGACAAGGUUUUAACAGAAACAGCCAAGGGCGGUUGCUUGGGUUUUGAGGACUUACUAUCACUGUCACUGACAGGUGUGAAGUGGUGGUCACCCGGCCAGUUAAUUGCUUGUAAGCCAGGAGAUUUUUUAUGUCGACAAUUCAUUCAGACCCCCUUUUUUGCUUUCCAGUGGGUUUUUGCCUUAAAACAAAAGAGGCGCAAUAGAUGUUUCCUAAAGGCAAAACAUUUUCUCUUUCACCUAGGCGAAUUGAUGUCGAGGGGGUUGAUGUGGGUCCUAAAGGCCUCCAAAAGACGCUUAAAAUCCUCCUCAUACUGAAUUCCCUCCUUUUGGGAUUUUGCUUUGUCCUCGUACAGUCGGCUGCGAUGAUGUUGGCGGUAACAGCCGAAGUGGAAGCUCGCUUCCAUGCGUAAGUUCAUUUUUUAUAUUAUCCACAAGCAAUUUGACUUAUAUGGCGUAUAUUACAAUGCGUGACCGAUCUCAUAAAAUUAGUUUUCUAUUAGUAACGGUUACUGAGGUGGAGUGGUAAUAAUGAUUAUCCAGCGGCAUAAUCCUAUAGUAUUUCGGCCUUGCCAGGAUGUCGGCUUUUGAAUGUACUUUUUUUCGACCUCUUGCAGAAACUGUAUUUGGUAAAAAAUGCCUAAUUGCAGCACAUGUAUUUUCCCCAUCGAUUUUCGAUGGCCUUAUAAAUCCAGAUCCGUUUGAUAGAAAACAUGCACAAAAUUUGCUUUAUUUUACUUGCUUAGUAGAGAAUCACGUGGUCUUCAUAUUUUAUACCCGAAGAGAGAAUAUAUUCAGGUUUUGAGAAAGUUUCCCAAUUUCCGAAUAAUUUUGAGCCAGAUCAGCCGUUGAAUUAGUAUUUAGCGAUUUCAGUCUACAAGAUGCAUGCUUUCGGCGUAGGAAAAAUCAUAUAUUCCCUAAUGUCUUUAAAAAGGUGUCAUAUAAAGUUCAUAUAAUGUUGCAGCGGAUGCGAUUUUGUUGUACAUUUCAUGAGGAGCACUUGCAAACGGACAUGUGCGACCCUGUAUGUAUGGACAAUGCACGGUCCUAAAAACCUCAUAAUUUGAAACUUUUUGAAAACAGAUAGAUAACCUUUCUUCGGGUAUAAAAUAUUGAGACAAUGUGGUUUUCUAACAAAGGGGUAAAAGAAAGCAAAUUUUUGUGCAUGUUUGCUAUCUAAUCUAUUUAAACGUCGACAAUUAGUAUGAAAAAUGCAUGCUUCAUAAGUAGUCAUUUGUUACCAACUGUGGUUUCUAAAGGAGGUCAAAAUGAAGUGCAUUCAAAAGCCGAUAAACUGGCGAUUCUGAAAUAUUAUAGCAUCAAGCCGCACAAAAAUAACUUAUACAACCCAACCAAAGUAAACCUCCCCAAUCAAAGACGCAUUUUAGAAUUUCGGCCAACAUUUCAUGAGAUAGAUCACUCACUGUAGUUGCUAUGCUGGGAUUGACCUCGAUGGGUGUAGUUCCUUUCUUUCGCAGGCGUGUGAAUGCAACGAAUACUCGUACUUUAUAGAAGGUAAGAAGUGGAUUGUAAUCUUAAUUUGUAGAAAAAAACAUUGAGUAGGAUGCACGCUUUAGGAAAGACAAAGCGAGGAAGACGGGGAUAGUAAUUUCUGGCUUAUUAACCGUCGCCAACCAGUCGUACGCAACCGCGGGUUCAUAGCACCGGCAUUCAAAUCCGGACUUUUUGGCCCCUAAAUAGUCUGUUGUCCCACCAUUAAGCCACGGUCAGUUGUCCUGUCGGUUGCAAUCAGUAGUAUGAAAUAUUGUGGAGAAUUUUGCCCACGGUUCAUGAUUCGAGACGUGUUGGACAAUUUGCGUCCUAAGACUCAAGCUAGAGGCCUCCCAGGCAGUGACCAGAAAAAAAAUUCACGAGUUCCGACGAAGAAAAGGGAGUCAGGAGCGGCCAUUUCGGGCUUAUUAGCCGUUUCAGCCAGCCACAGUCCCCAGAAAUCUGGGUUCUAAUUCGGAAUCCUUGGUCAUCAGACCCUGAACCAAACGUUCUGCCACCGAACUGCGGGUGUGACGUUCUAUCACUCACGACCGGGCAUCUGACUUUGCAUGACAACGACCUUCAUCAAUGCAUCCCUGACCACAGGAGAGAAUACAAAACGGUCCAAUUUAUCCCUGUAGCUCUGCUCUUAGGUCCUCACGCGCAGUCUCAUAUGUACAGGGGCAACGACUAAUUGAGAACUGCUGUCGACAAGGCCAGAAAGACUGGCUAGCUCACACACUGACCCGCCCCCUCUUGCUUGCAGAUAUUGUAAUCAGUGUGUGUGUGCGCGCACGUUUGUGCGAUGAUAAACCUACCGUUCCGCUCUGGGAUGUAAAAUUUAGCAAAUUUUAACGCCCCCCACUCUAGCAACUCUAGUCGAUGAAGUUUUUGACGGAGAUUUGAAAGAUCACUAUUGAAGUGAUAGGACGGGCCUCCCGCAUUACUCUUAGAUCCCGGAGGUCCCUCUUCUGACGAAUAAGUGAUCCAUUCCUCUCUUCGAAGAAACGCCAGAAUCCGGUGACUGCAGGCGAUGGCUGUAGACUGAGUCCCAAGGGGAAAUAAGACGACAAUGUCUCGUCACCUGAUCUCUGGAUGCGCCUUUCUCACGACAGAAAAUCCCUUCUACACUCUCUGACAUCGUAUUUGAAAACUUGAUACGUAAAACAGGGGUUACAUUUGUCAUAAAAUGGACUUACUCCGCGUUUUGAAGAAGGAGACACGAUCGCUGGGACGGGAGCCUUAUUAGCCUGACGUUUCGGAUUCCUGCUCGAAUCCAUCAUCAGAGACAAAAGCAGAUGAGGGGUUGCAUUGCAUUUGUACUGGUUUGGAGGUCACACUUAAGUCACUGAUCUUGGAGCGUUUAUAGCGGACGCUGGUAACUGACCCUAUGGCAUUUCGACCAACGUAUGCGACAAUGUCGUCCGCGUGUCCUACAGCGCGGUGGACGCAAGAGGGUGACUUGCGCAGCACCUGGGGUACCCUCUCCCAUCUCCCCCACUUUGACUCUGUGGCGAAACAGAGUCAGGACGACCGGAGGCAGGGUCAGGCGCAGUGGCUGACAAAGCUAAACACAGUUCGUCUACGCGUGCCACACACAACCUGUUCACGACACAACCAAGGGGGUGCGGUUCCACAUGGGUGGGUGUGCCAUAGAGGACACUUUAAAAGGUAAUCGUUGGGUCCGACCCUCAGUCUACCUACGGAGGGUCGAGCUAUCCCGUCAGAUGACAGCCUUCAAAGUGUCGACUUUUAGCGCACUGUGAUAGUUUCAGUAGGCGUCACAUUCAGUAGUAACGAGGAGGGAUUUUCAAUGCCUUGGUGACGGAGUCCCCCUAGACGACCUCAUCCGCUUUUUCCUGUUCCCCAUGCCUACCCACUACCCGAGCCAGCCACUGGGAUUGGGCGGAGCGGUUAAAAGGCCUAUAAGGACGCGUGUAGGCGUGCCACGCCCAGCCUGGCCUCAGAAUACUGCACCAAGUUUUCACGAACUAAAACAGCCACUCGGGUCUCAUGCGCACGAGUGUGCAUAAAGGCCAGAAUGACAUUAUAACUGGCUGACCAGCCACGUGCAAAUGCUCAAUUUCCGCUCCCUUACAAUCGAGGCUGACAGUUGAUUUGAUGACAAAUUGUCAAAGUUAAUUAGUAGUAUCUACAGUAGAUGAGCUAACUCAUGAAAUGUCAACAAAAAUUUCGAAAUGCGUUCUCGUUUCGAAAAGAUAAAUUAAGUAGUGUUGUAAAGCUAAUCAUGAUGCAGCAUAAAUCAGGGUGUCGGCUUUUAAAAGAACUUAUUUUCGGCUAAAUGCAAGAUCUAAACUCUGCAAAAAAUUACUACUUAUGUGGCAUGCAAUUUUCUCAUUGAUUUUCGAAGUCCAUGAAAAUUCAAUUAUAUUUCAUGGAAAACAUGCAUAAAAAUAUUCAUUCUUUUACGCAUUCGAUAGAAAAUCACGUCUUCUUCCAAUUUCGUACUCAAAAGAAGAGUAUAAUUCGGUUUUAAAAAACUUUUCUAAUUCCCGAAUAAUUGUUAACCCGACCUGCUGUUACACCUGCAUUCAGGAUUUCAAAACUACAAACUGUACAUUUUCCGUGUACGGAAAACCAUGCAUUUCUCUACGGAGUUAAGAGGAGACUAUAUGAGGUUCAUAAGAUUGAGCAGUGGAUUUGAGCAAUAUUGUUAACUUUACAAGCCACAUUCGUAAAUGCAGAUACAUGACGUUUCAUGAACGGCCAUUUAACAGUAUUAAAAAACGUCACAAUUGGAAACUUUUUUAAAACCGAAUUAUGCUCUUCUUUUGAGUAUGAAAUUGGAAGAAGACGUGAUUUUCUACCGAAUAAGUAAAAGAAUGAAUAUUUUUAUGCAUGUUUUCCAUGAAAUAUAAUUGAAUUUUCAUGGGCUUCGAAAAUCAAUGAGAAAAUUGCAUGCCACUGAAGUAGUCAUUUUUUGCAGAGUAUAGAUCGUGCAUGCAGCCGAAAAUAAGUGCUUUCGAAAGCCGACACCCUGAGGUAACUGGAUCAUUAUAGAUUUGUGUUGCAUUAUGAUUAGCUUUACAACACUACUUAAUUUAUCUUUUCGAAACGAGAGCGCAUUCAGAAAUUUUGUUUGACAUUUCAUGAGUUAGCACAUCUACUUCAGUACACUGUGAUUUCAUAUACCUCUCUUGCGAGGAAGUGAAUUGGUCAGACAGAGGUCUAACGUUGGGUAGACUGAGAUGGUAAGGAGUGGGAUGGGGGUAACGGAGUGACGUGAAUUGACUGGCGCAGCAGCUAUUGCCCCAGGUUUAACAAUCCAUAGUGAAUUGUCGAUAGUAGGUGAUUGGUAUAUUGACCAGUCUUCCACGCAUUUAUCUCCGGCCCAGCGCCAGCCUUUACAAAUACGUCCGAGUACGAAUUGGAUAGGAGGCGAGGUCAUUGGCAUUCAAGUUCAAGCAACCGAGUCAACAACUUUCCAACGUAUUCUCCACUAGUGUAAUAACCAACUAUUUUUACCAUUUUCUCAGGGCCUGUUACUCCAGUUCAGCAACCAUGAUGGUGGUUGCGGUUGUCUUCAUUCCCUUUGCCUGCAUUGCCCUAGUCAAGACGGUCUACCUGUCCACCGCCUUCAAGAGUAUCUUGACCUUCCGCCAAGAACAGUACGCCCAGAUUAAUUCCGUAAGUCACCUAACCAACUAUUUCUUUCAUUUGGGUGAAACCAUCUUGUUGCCAAAGUAGGAGCGUCUGCACCGGGUGAAAACUAGAAAGUUUUCCAGAGGUGCCAGAUCGGACAGAAAGGCAACCGCGCCUUUUGAUGUCUGGAUACGAUGUGUUUUUCGAGGUCCCGUAGACUACACCCUGCCAGAGCGGAUUUCCGUACUUUCAGGAUCUCCUCUGCUUUGGGCUGAAAGGAUGUCUACUGUGCCGCUGUAGUCGCGGGAUUGGAGGGUACCUCAGAUGCACUGGGAUAGGAGCCUCCCUACGGUGAUACAGGUGGGGCUAGGCAAAAUCUCAGUGUUCCAUCCCUAACAUUGAGCCUAACUCAAAUCUUAACCCGAACCAUAACCUUGACAAUAACUUCGAUCCCCCUGGAACUUGGCGCAAGUUCCCCGUAAUAGGCGGGGAUUCCUAGUCUCGUGUCCUGACCGAUUUCGAUUCCCAUCUCAGACGACUUUCGAAUAUGUGACUCUUUCAGAGCAAUUUUAUUUCGUUUUUUUUAAUUUGCAAACUGUCUCACACAAAGUAGAAGUACCCCUCGAUUAGGUGCUUAAUGGUAGGUACUUCAGGGGAAAUGAUAUAUAUAUAACAGCGAGCUUUUUGUUUUCUUUCAAAUUAACCAGAAUUGA
Spirometra erinaceieuropaei is the source of this 12639-nucleotide messenger RNA. The record is from the annotation of a GenBank genome assembly. Lineage: Eukaryota; Metazoa; Platyhelminthes; Cestoda; Diphyllobothriidea; Diphyllobothriidae.